Molecule: messenger RNA, 2766 nt
Organism: Zalophus californianus (California sea lion)
Lineage: Eukaryota; Metazoa; Chordata; Mammalia; Carnivora; Otariidae
Gene: DGKA
Product: diacylglycerol kinase alpha
Exons: 24
Coding region: 251-2539 (762 amino acids)
Biological process (GO): lipid phosphorylation; diacylglycerol metabolic process; intracellular signal transduction
Cellular component (GO): plasma membrane
Molecular function (GO): ATP-dependent diacylglycerol kinase activity; calcium ion binding
Source: RefSeq, a predicted model, not a curated record
UAGGCCUCUGUCUAUCUCCCUUGUACUCACUGCCAGCCUCACCACCAUUCAUGCUGCUCCAAGAGCCUUAACAACUUCAGAACAGAUUCCAGACAGGAGGAGCUGAAAGGAUCUUCUCUCACCCCUACUUUUGGCCAGGGCCUUUUACAGCACCCGCCAAGGCCAGCAGACCUACCCUUGGAAGCAUAGAUCCAGGCGUGAGAAGUACUACCAAGCUGCUUUUGUGGCCUUCCUUAAGAAAAAAAGAAAGAUGGCCAAGGAGAAGGGCCUGAUAAGCCCCAAUGAUUUUGCCCAGCUGCAAAAGUACAUGGAAUACUCUACCAACAAGGUCAGCGAUGUCCUAAAGCUCUUUGAGGAUGGUGAAAUGGCUGAAUAUCUCCAAGGAGAUGCCAUUGGGUACGAGGGAUUCCAGCAAUUUUUGAAAAUCUAUCUGGAAGCAGAUAACAUUCCCAAUCACCUAAGCCUGGCACUGUUUCAAUCCUUCAAGAUGGGUCACUUAGAAGACACUGUGGAAAAUGAUGUGGUGUGUCUCAGUGAUGUCUCCUGCUACUUUUCCCUUCUGGAGGGUGGCCGGCCAGAAGACAAGCUAGAAUUCACCUUCAAGCUGUACGACACGGACAGAAAUGGGAUCCUGGACAGCUCAGAAGUGGACAGACUCAUCAUACAGAUGAUGCGAGUGGCUGAAUACCUGGAUUGGGACGUGUCUGAGCUGAGGCCGAUUCUUCAGGAGAUGAUGAAAGAGAUUGACUAUGACGGUAGCGGUUCUGUCUCCCUUGCCGAGUGGCUCCGGGCUGGGGCCACCACUGUGCCCCUGCUCGUGCUGCUGGGUUUGGAGAUGACUCUGAAGGACAAUGGGCAGCACCUGUGGAGACCCAAGAGGUUCCCCCGACCGGUCUACUGCAACCUGUGCGAGUCGAGCAUUGGUCUUGGCAAACAGGGGCUGAGCUGUAACCUCUGUAAGUACGUCGUUCAUGACCAGUGUGCCAUGAAGGCCUUGCCUUGUGAAGUCAGCACCUAUGCCAAGUCUCGGAAGGACAUUGGUAUCCAAUCACAUGUGUGGGUGAGAGGAGGCUGUGAGUCUGGCCGAUGCGACCGCUGUCAGAAGAAGAUCCGCAUUUACCACAGUCUAGUCGGACUGCAUUGUGUGUGGUGCCACCUAGAGAUUCAUGAUGACUGCCUGCAAGCCAUGGGUCAUGAGUGUGACUGUGGGCUGCUCCGGGAUCACAUCCUGCCUCCAUCUUCCAUCUAUCCCAGUGUCCUGGCCUCUGGACAGGAGCGUAAAGUUAGCAAAACAAGCCAGAAGACCAUGGAUGACUUAAAUCUGAGCACCUUUGAGGCUCUGCGGAUUGACCCUGUUUCUAACACCCACCCACUUCUGGUCUUUGUCAACCCUAAGAGUGGCGGGAAGCAGGGGGAGAGGGUGCUUUGGAAAUUCCAGUAUCUACUAAAUCCUCGACAGGUAUUCAACCUCCUAAAGGAUGGUCCUGAGGCAGGGCUCAGAUUCUUCAGGGAUGUUCCUGGUUGUCGGAUUUUGGUGUGUGGUGGAGAUGGCACAGUAGGCUGGAUUCUGGAGACCAUAGACAAAGCCAACUUGCCUGUUGUACCUCCUGUUGCUGUGUUGCCCCUGGGCACUGGAAAUGAUCUGGCUCGGUGCCUAAGAUGGGGAGGAGGAUAUGAGGGACAGAAUUUGGGGAAGAUCCUCAAGGAUUUAGAGAUGAGUAAGGUGGUACAUAUGGAUCGAUGGUCCGUGGAGGUGAUACCUCAACAAACUGAAGAAAAGAGUGACCCAGUCCCCUUUCAAAUCAUCAAUAACUACUUCUCCAUUGGUGUGGAUGCCUCUAUUGCUCACCGAUUCCACAUCAUGCGAGAGAAAUAUCCUGAGAAGUUCAACAGCAGAAUGAAGAACAAGCUAUGGUACUUCGAAUUCGCUACUUCUGAAUCCAUCUUCUCAACAUGCAAAAAGCUGGAGGAGUCUUUGACAGUUGAGAUCUGUGGGAAACCACUGGAUCUGAGCAACCUGUCACUAGAAGGCAUCGCAGUGCUGAACAUCCCUAGCAUGCAUGGUGGUUCCAACCUCUGGGGUGAUACCAAGAGACCUCAUGGAGAUACCCAUGGGAUCAACCAGGCCUUAGGCGCUACGGCUAAAGUCAUCACUGACCCGGAUAUCCUGAAAACCUGUGUACCAGACCUAAGCGACAAGCGGCUGGAAGUAGUAGGGCUGGAGGGUGCAAUUGAGAUGGGCCAGAUUUAUACCAAGCUCAAGAACGCUGGACAUCGGCUAGCCAAGUGCUCUGAAAUCACCUUCCACACCACAAAAACCCUCCCCAUGCAAAUUGAUGGAGAACCCUGGAUGCAGACACCCUGUACACUCCAGUCCAAAGGGAACGAGGUCCUGCCUCUGAACAUGCCCCCUUCCCUUCCAGAUCAAGAUCACCCACAAGAACCAGAUGCCCAUGCUUGUGGGCCCACCCCCUCGUUCCUCCAAUUUCUUUGGCUUCUUAUGCUGAGGGGGACACCUCAGCCUCCAAGCCAGCCUUGAACCCACCUCUUCAUCCCUGGACUCUACUCCUAGGCUCUGUACAUUGCUGCCACACUCUCCUGCCAGCUCAUGGGAGUGUUCCUCUACCCUCACAGUAUUUAUUAUCCUGCACCACCUCUACUAUUUCCCAUGCACACGUGCGUGCGUGCACACACACACACACACACACACACACACACACACACAUUGAAAGUGCCUCAUCUGAAUAAAAUGACUUUUUUCCCCCC